Molecule: messenger RNA, 948 nt
Organism: Chinchilla lanigera (long-tailed chinchilla)
Lineage: Eukaryota; Metazoa; Chordata; Mammalia; Rodentia; Chinchillidae
Product: olfactory receptor 51A4-like
Exons: 2
Coding region: 1-948 (315 amino acids)
Biological process (GO): G protein-coupled receptor signaling pathway
Cellular component (GO): membrane
Molecular function (GO): olfactory receptor activity; G protein-coupled receptor activity
Source: RefSeq, a predicted model, not a curated record
AUGCCCAUCCUCAACACCUCUGAAACAGAGAUCUCUAAUUUCUAUUUGGUUGGGAUUCCAGGGAUGGAGUCUGCCAACAUUUGGAUCUCGAUUCCCAUAUGUCUCAUGUACACUGUUGCUAUUCUGGGGAACUGCACUAUCCUCUUUUUCAUAACAACUGAGCCUUCUUUGCAUGAACCCAUGUAUUAUUUCCUCUCUAUGCUGGCUUUCUCAGACCUGGGACUAUCCCUCUCUUCUCUGCCUACCAUGCUUAGGAUCUUCUUAUUCAAUGCUUCAGAGAUUUCCCCUAAUGCUUGUUUUGCCCAAGAGUUUUUCAUUCAUGAAUUCUCAGCUAUGGAGUCGUCUGUACUUCUUAUCAUGUCCUUUGAUCGCUUCAUUGCCAUCUGUAACCCUCUGAGAUAUGCUUCCAUCCUGACCAUUGCCAGAGUCAUUCACAUUGGAGUUGCUUUUUCUCUCAAGAAUAUUUUGUUGAUUUUACCUUUCCCUUUCACCCUGAAACGUCUGAGAUACUGUAAGAAGAACCUUCUGUUCCAUUCCUACUGUCUCCACCAGGAUGUCAUGAAGCUGGCCUGCUCUAACAACAAGAUCAACAGCAUUUAUGGCCUGUGUGUAGUUAUUGUCACUCUAGGUGUGGACUCGGUCCUCAUACUUCUUUCCUAUGUGCUGAUUCUCAAUGCCGUGCUUGGUAUCGCCUCGCGGGAAGAGCGGCUGAAAGCUCUCAACACGUGUGUAUCCCAUCUCUGUGUGGUGCUCAUCUUCUUUGUCCCAGUGAUUGGGGUGUCCAUGGUCCAUCGCUUUGGGAAACAUUUGCCUCCAACCGUCCAUGUCCUCAUGGCUGACAUCUACCUGCUUCUGCCCCCGGUGCUUAACCCUGUAGUCUACAGUGUCAGGACUAAGCAGAUUCGUCUAGGGUUUGUCCGCACAUUCCAAUUUGGGAGGCGGUUUUAA